Messenger RNA from Oncorhynchus masou masou (cherry salmon), 7701 nucleotides. RefSeq names its product calpain-5-like. The record is from RefSeq and is a predicted model, not a curated record. NCBI's taxonomy places the organism in Eukaryota, Metazoa, Chordata, Actinopteri, Salmoniformes, Salmonidae. Gene Ontology annotation, molecular function: calcium-dependent cysteine-type endopeptidase activity. Gene Ontology annotation, cellular component: cytoplasm. Gene Ontology annotation, biological process: proteolysis.
CAGGACCGAGGAGGAAUCACAGCAGCCCCGGCUGGGACUGCCAUACCCGACCCGCUGGAUCCCCGGAGGAACAGAGAGAACACGUCGCCCAAGGGAGAGGAGCUCUGUUCAGGCUGUAGGAUGUUCUCGUCAGUGAAGGCCUUCGAGGGGCAGCAAUACUCCACCCUGAAGAGGCAAUGCCUUGCCAGUGGCCUUCUGUUUGAAGACCCACACUUCCCCGCCUUGGACGACACCCUCUUCUACCAGGGCAACAGGAUUGGACGCGUGCACUGGAAAAGACCCCAGGAGCUCUCUGAGGACCCUCACCUGUUUGUGGAUGGGAUCAGUGCGCACGACCUGCACCAGGGCCAGCUGGGAAACUGCUGGUUUGUGGCAGCGUGCUCCAGCCUGGCCUCCAGAGAGUCCCUGUGGUCUAAAGUCAUCCCAGACUGGAAAGAGCAGGAGUGGGACACGGAGACACCCGAGUCGUACGCCGGGAUCUUCCACUUCCGCUUCUGGCGCUUCGGGGAGUGGGUGGAUGUGGUGAUCGACGACCGGCUCCCCACGGUGGACAACCAGCUGGUCUACUGCCACUCGGAUGACAGCAACGAGUUCUGGAGCGCACUGGUGGAGAAGGCCUAUGCCAAAGUGUACGGCUGCUACGAGGCCCUGGAUGGCGGGAACACGGCGGAUGCCCUGGUGGACUUCACAGGGGGCGUGUCGGAGCCCAUGGACCUGCUGGAGGGCCAGAUGGCCGCCGACGAGGUGGCCCGCAACCAGCUGUUUGAGAGGGUGCUGAAGGUCCACAACCGGGAUGGCCUCAUCAGCUGCUCUAUCCGGGCGACCACAGUGGAGGACAUGGAGGCACGGCUAGACUGUGGCCUGGUCAAGGGCCACGCAUACGCAGUUACGGACGUGAAGAAGGUGCGUCUGGGCCAGGGCCUGCUGGCAUUCUUCAAGUCAGAGAAGCUCAAUAUGAUCCGCAUGAGGAACCCCUGGGGAGAGAAGGAGUGGAGCGGGCCCUGGAGCGACAGCUCAGAGGAGUGGAAGAAGGUGAGCAAGAGUGAGAGAGAGAAGCUGGGCGUCACCGUGCAGGAUGACGGAGAAUUCUGGAUGACGUUUGAUGACUUCUGCCAGUACUUCACAGACCUGAUCCUGUGCCGCCUCAUCAACACCUCUUAUCUGAGCAUCCACAAAACAUGGGAGGAGGAAGUGAUGAGGGGCUCCUGGGUCCCCCGCCAAGACCCUCUGAGGAACCGCUCUGGGGGAUGCAUCAACCACAAGGCCACCUUCCUCCAGAACCCACAGUAUGUGUUUGAUGUGAAUAAGGUAGAGGAUGAGGUGUUAAUCGCCCUGCAGCAGAAGGAGAGAAGAGCCACCACCAAAGAGGGCAAAGGAGAUAACCUGGCCAUAGGCUUCGACAUUCACCGGGUGGAGCUGAACAGAAAGUACCGCAUGCACACGGCCCAGCAGAAGGUGGCGGGCUCCAUCUACAUCAACUCGCGCUGCGUCUUCCUCAGGAAGGAGCUCAAGGAGGGUCGCUACGUCAUCAUCCCCACGACUUUUGACCCCGGGCAGCAGGGCGACUUCCUGUUGCGGGUUUUCACCGACGUGCCUUCAGACUGCAAAGAGUUGAACCUAGAUGAGCCCCCACAGACGUGUUGGACGGGCAUGUGUGGUUACCCCCAGCUGGUCACCCAGGUCCACGUGAGUGCUGAGGGACUCCAGGGCCAGGACUCUAAUGGAGCCUCGGACCCGUACGUCAUCAUCACCUGUGAGGGAGAGAGAGUGCGCUCGCCGGUGCACAAGGACACGCGGAGCCCCAACUUCGAUGUCAAAGGCCUGUUCUACCGCAAGAAGCCCAAGGAAGGCAUCCACAUUGAGAUCUACAAUAAGAACGUAAUUGUGGAUACCUUCCUGGGUCAGGUGACCCUGUCCAGUGACCCAAACGACCGGCAGGAGCAGCACACACUCCACCUGCGCGACAAGGGCAAUCGCCAAGACAACGACCUCCCGGGCACGGUCACCGUGCGCCUCAUCACCUGCAUCACACUCAUCAACAUAUGACGUCACAACCACCGCCGUCGCCGCUCUGGCCAUGAGAUGUCGAAGGAGCUUGACCUUUGUCAUCUUGACGACCUUUCGCCCCCCCUAAACCCGAGCAUGUCAGUUAAACGGUUAACCCCCCCCACCCCUGCUCCACCCAACCCAACACAUACACACAGCUUUCUUUCUGACUCUUUCUCUCACUCUCACUGUUACACACAUACACACAGCUUUCUUUCUGACUCUCACUCUCACUGUUACACACAUACACACAGCUUUCUUUCUGACUCUGACUCUCACUGUUACACACAAACACACAGGCCAUGUCUGAGUUCCAAAUAGUAGGCUGAUUGGGUAUGCGAAAAUAUAAAGUUUUAUAGUAUGUGAAAUAUUGAACAUUUUGUUUGCUUUAAAUGCCAGGAUGUCAUACUCAUUUAAUCUUUCCAUCUAGUAGAAUUCACUGCACACUAUUGAGGAAGAGAAGUGGCUUUUCAGACCCACGUAGGUGUGACAACAGCCGAUAAACCGCUGAUAAUCAUCUACCAAAAUGAAAGAAUGGUGGGAAACAAAGCAAUUGUGCGUUAGAUGUCACAUUCUCAGUGAGGGUGAGCCUGGGAUGUUGUUUUUUAAGCUUACUGCCUACAUAUACUAAACAGUACAUUCUAAAUAGUAUGAAAUAUGACUAGUACACAGUAUGUAUAUCGUUUUAGUAAGUAGUAGGCAAGACUACUCUCUCUACAUGCCUUCAACUCUCACACACACACACACACACACACUUUUAACAUGCUCCUGCACCCCUCAUGCAUCUGCCAGCGUCUCUAAGGGCUAUACAUCGCCUUAAGGCUGAGUGGGUCCCUUUAGGAGCCUGUGACCAGCCAUAUGUCGGGUGGGAGGGGGGUCAUUGUAUUGGGUGGUACACUGGGUGUAGCCUUGCCUCCUCCCCCCUCCAUCACAUCUUUCCCCUCCCAUCCCCUCAGAAUACCCUUCCCUUCUACAGGUUGCCAUGGACAAAAUAGAGUUUAGCACGGCAAAAAGAUUCUGCCUGCAUUGCACACGCCCCAUUCCCCGUUUACACACAAAUGUUUUAUUUAAUUUACCUCUAUUUAACAUCACACUCUUAGCUUAGCAACCGGCGCUUUUGAUAUGCUCCAGUGGAGUGCCAUGUUCAAGUGCUUAACGGGACCAAAGACGGACCAGGCCCUCCCUCCCUCUCUCUUUUGCCGGCGGCAGUUGCCACCGUGCCACGUCAGUCGGUCAUCUCUAUGGCAACGCCACUGCCUGACGCUUCCUAAGUCAUGGGACUCCUGUCAAUUGACCUGAAUCGUGUGAACUGAGAGACACAGCAGCUGUUGUCCCUGUGUGUGUGUGUGUGUGUGUGUGUGUGUGUGCAUUCGUACGUGUUAUGCCUGCGCCUUUGAACAUCAUGCACCUCGCCUGGCUCUGACAGGCUCACGGACACGGCUGGAUGGAUGAGCGGAAGAAGAGAGGGAAGAGGCAGGAAAUCCAUCAGCCGACUCCUGCCAAAAACAGCCUUGUUCCUGGCUCUGACUCUGUUGUGACUCGCUAUUCCCGACCGGAACACAGUUUGGAUUAGCAUCAUUUUAAACUAUUUGAAAUGGUAGUGUGAAAAGAGGGUUUUUGUCUGGCCAAGACAGAGACUAUCACAUCAUUCAGAAGCAUCACUGUUACAGUCCCCAAAACCGUUAGCAUCUCUUCUCACGAAGAUGAUGUUGCGCUUUCUCUUUUGACCUGCUUUCCGCAGGCUAUUUCUAUUACUACUACUAUUCUCUGACAGUGGCAAGCGUCGGAGAAAGAAGAUAUACAAGGAGAUUCAAGCCCCAAACGGUAUAUUGUCUAUUAUCUUUUCAAAAGUGCAAUAUGAUUGCAGAGACUUUUCUAGAGCAGGAUCUGACGUGGGAUCCCACGUACGUUAAGAAUCAUUCCAGAGACAUUGUUGUUUUGAAUGUAACGCGGAGAGCUUUCGACCGACCGAUCUCUCUCUUUCUCUUUCUCGAACCAUCAAUCCCUUUGACUUGUUUAUGUGCUUGUUUCAACGCCUUUUCUUUUUUUGCAUUACUCGAACAACAACGGCAUUUAUUGCAUUUUAUUUAUUUAUUGCAUUAUCACAGUUUAUAUAUUUAUUAAUGCAUUUAUUGAAUUAAUGUGUCUCGCAUAGAUCAUUUUUAAUGAUAUGUACAUGGCCUUGUAUUGUUCUUCCAUUGUUACUAUUUUAUAUUUUCUUUCCAUGUUCAGUGUGGGAAACAAAUGGUCGUGUUUAAGAAUCAGCAUGUUUACACUAUUGCACCUCAUAUCAAUGUCAUAUCAAGAUGUUUAAAAGGGUCACUUUUUAAGGUACUGAUCAGUGACAUCCACCAUUCAUAACAAUAUGUUUACUAUUUACUGUCAUUCGUUGCUUCAAAUGACGAAAAUGCCAUUCAAGUGUGACACAUGUAUUUCCUUCUAUGGUGUUCAGCUGCAGACUAAGACAUAGACUAAACUGGUUGCUAAAAAAACUCUGAAAGGGAUAGUUAUUGCUAAAUCUAUUUUUGUGUCGAAUUACUCCUACUUUGAGUUGUGUCUGAAGGCCCAUAGCGACAGAAUCUGCCAGUAGCAUAAUUAGAAUCGUCCAAAUUCAUUCAUAAAAAGCGGUGCCGAUAUUGGCAGAGCUGCUUUGCAAGCCGAAACUUCAAACUGUCUUGUUAUAAGGCAAUAUGUUAUACAAGUAACAUAUCGUAACAAAAAAUAGAAACAAAAAUUGGACAAACAAUUUAGUAAACUGAAAUAAAAUCAUUCAGAAAAACAUUUUUAAACUACAUGACCAACAGUAUGUGGAUACCCGCUCGUUGAACCUUCCAAAUCAUGGACAUUAAUAUGGAGUUGGUGCCCCUUUGCUGCUAUAACAGCCUCCACUCUUCUGGGAAGGCUUCCCACUAGAUGUUGGAACUUUGCUGGGGGGACUUGCUUCCAUUCAGCCACAAGAGCAUUAGUGAGGUCGGGCACUGAUGUCGGGCGAUCAGGCCUGGCUCGCAGUCGGUGUUUCAAUUCAAUGUGGUUGAGGUCAGGGUUCUGUGCCACUCAAGUUUUUCCACACCGAUCUCGACAAACCCUUUCUAUAUGGACCUCGCUUUGUGCACACGGGCGUUGUCAUGCUGGAACAGGAAAGGGGGUUCCUCAAACUGUUGCCACAAAAUUGUAAGCACAGAAUCGUCUAGAAUGUCAUUGCAUGACAUAAGUUUACAGUUGGCACUAUGCAUCCGGUCAGGUAGCGUUCUACUGGCAUCCGUCAAACCUGUAGCUAACGGAAGAAAUCCGAGCGCGAAUGUGAACCAGGCGUGAACAAUGGCUGCAUCGGUUGUUUUGAGUACAUUGCUAGAAGGGACAAAAGAAAAUGUUUUGGCGUGUCAGAAGAUGGCAGCAACCAACCACCUGAUCCCAAAUGUAAAACCUGGCGCUGCCAGAGUAAACAGGUGGAUUGCUUUGCAAAUGGAUACAGCAACCCAGAAAGUUAAGGAGAUUCUGAAAGAGGCAUGACAAAAUGACCGUGUGUAAACGGAUGGAGCAAGAAAGAAAUGACUACUUAAUUUAUGGGUAUAUCAGCCUGUUUCUAUCAUCCCUCCUCCAACAAGGCACAGCAUGCGUUGCUCCAACCUCCAUCGGAUUUAGCAUCCAUACACAGGAGAGGUAAUUGACUGCAAGUGACAUACCAGAAAAUAUAAAAAUAUGUGCCAAAAUGGCCGGGAGGAAAAGACCAUUGUACUGCAGUGUACUGUUGGUUCAGGUUCUGCAGUAGAUUAGCUUUGUUUGCCACUCUUGUGGACAUACAAUAACUAGUUAAACAUUGUGGCCAUUGUCAAGCCUUUCUCCUUCCAAUAUGCUUUUUGUGUGUCUUUGUCAAACACGCCUGCUGGUUGAGAUCUCAUUGCGUUAACAUUGCACGUUCUUGUCAUUUGCCAGAAGCAUCACUUACUCAAGGUGCGAUUGGUUUACCCUUGGUGAGCGGAGUGUCAAUUCGGUGAUCAGAUUUUUUUCUGGCUCUGUGUAUAUUUUUCUGAUAGCAAAUGUUUGAAGGACACAAAACGCAUAAGAAUGUUCAGAACUUUGGCCAGUUUUAUAUCAAACCAAUAACACCAAUGCAUGAAGCAAAUUACUUCAAAUCAGCUUGCACAGUUUGAUUUUCAAAGAUCUUAUAUUUUUUAUUCAAAGUGUUGUAAACAGUGUUAGUACUUUCAUAUAUUGAAGGCUUCUGUUGCAUACUUGCAUGUAUUUGACAGAUUCUGAACAUUUGAAGUCAGCAUCCCAAACAGUAUGUAUAUGAAUAGUGGCAGCAGCCAAAGCGUUUGUCCACUACUGCAGGACUCCUAUUGUGACAAAUGUAGAUGUAUGGCGACGCACAAGGAAGUAGCACAAGGUCCCUCGUGGGCCGCGAACCCCAGUCGCCUGAUCGUGACCCCCCGAUCCCAAUAAGGAUAUCCCCACUGGAAGAGAUUGUUAGGCACCUUUCAAGGAUAGGAUCGUUACACUCUUCAUCAUUACCCCCUCCGUUUACAGGACUCACCUUCGAAAGCCACGAUCACUAUCCCACUUCUGACGUCCAGUGUGAUAAAUGUGGAAGUUGUGCUAAGUCUGUAGUGGGCUGUGAACACCAGUUGCCUAGCCUAAAGAUGAACACCCUAUCCACAAUUACAAUAGGGCUAUCCCAGUUGGGAGGGAUUGUACUGUGCUUAUCAAGUCCAGGGUCAUUACAAUAUAUUCUUUGCAAUUCAGACGCAAGAGCAUAUAAUAGUUGAGAGACAUUUUAAAGCAAGAAUACUUGUCAGAUACUUAUCCAGUUAAAUUUGAAAGCAAAAAAAAUUGUUAGAGAUGGACAACAUAAAAAAUGUGAGGAAUAACGAAAAUAAUUGAUUGCAGAGAGUGUUUGUAUUGUGUUUACGAUUUAUUUGGAUGAUGUGUUUUAUUAAAGCCUGUGUAAUGGCCAAACAGUACUUUCUAUGUUUCAGUUGAACACAGACAUCACCAUGGUGCAAUGAUUUACCUAUGUUAGCUCAUUUAGCCUCGGAGCUACCUGGAGUUUGUUAGCCUGCGUACCGCUGCAUGUGAACUUUAAAGGACAUUGGUCAUGAAACGUCAUACAUGUUUAUGCUAGGUGUUACGUCAUCUUUACAAUAGCAUUAUGUAGAUUAUAUGACAUUGCUCACUCAAAUUUGCCAAGUCUUUGAGACACCUUCUGUGGUGGCCAUGUUUUCAAAAAUGGAGUUUGAUACGUUCGACGAAGGAGCUUGUGAUUCUCUUGUACUUUUCUGCGGAUGUUUAUUAACUCGAGGCUGGAAUAUACUGCAUGGUGACACUUAUAGAAGAUACUAAGGUCUUUAUAACGAGUAGCCUAUCUUAUCAAUAUUUUAUACUCUUGUUAAUUUUAUAUAUCCAAUUAACCUUGUGUUCUCUACGCUUAACACUGAUAUGUUUACUGAUGGCUAGAUAUCAGAAGGCUGUAUCUUAUGUACUGUAUGCUUAUCUGAGUGUUCUUACGUUGUCUUUUUUGUUACCGUGCAUGUUUGUUUGAUUUCAUUAUCGGUUACACUGUGGUUAUUUUAUAGUUAUGAUCUGGAAAUCAUUUAUUUUACUUUUGUAUUUUAUGUCAACUUGUGGCAUGACUUUCAAAUAAAACAUUAAACCUGA